CCGCGGAAUAAUGAUAAUAAUGAUCAAGAUGGCUACUACAGAAGCCUUCUUUCUGUAGCUAAGCACCAAUUUCAUGGGAUCACUUAAAACUGCAAUUUAGAACUCUUAAAGUCCCUCGUAGACGAACGGGGCACGCGCCAGGAAUCAUACUCCAUGGAUUCAUUAGGGACUGAGGGGAAAUACUCGUAAUUGUGUUGUCUGUAGCAGUUAUUCAACGGAAGCUAGCUAGCUUAGUAACUAGCUGGCGACUAUCUCCGGCGAUAGCUUACCACCAGCGGAGGAGCCUGGCCCUAUUUCGCGUGUCCGGUCGGCGAACAAAUGGCAGAACCCAGGAAAGUCCCCUUCGUCACCCUCUCGCCCUUCCACACAGCCGCUCUAUCGACCCCGGAGGUGAGCAAGAAACGCCGCCGCGAAGACGAGGCCAUAAGUUUGGGCAGUGCGUUCGGGUCAGAAGGUGGCGGAGGGGGAUUCGGGACCGCGCAGGCUGAUGCCGCCGAGCCCGCGGAGGUCAAACCCACCGUCCGUCUCAACCUCUCUCUCUCCGAGCCGAGUGAACGUGGUUCUGCAGAGUUUAACUACAUCGAAUUGGUGCUCCCGACUCCUUCGCGUCCAUCUCAGGUACAACUUGCAGCUGCUUCAACUGUCCCUAAAGGCCUUGCACCCUCCCUGGACCCCAACGACCCACUCGCUGAUGAUGAGAAGGAGAGACGCGAGGUGGAAGAGUUGGCCAGGAAGUUUGAAAACAAAUAUGGUGGUGCUUCCAAGAAGAGGAAAAAAGACAGGAUGCAGGAUCUCAUUGAUAUUGGUUACGGGUAUGAUGAGACCGACCCCUUCAUUGACAAUUCUGAAGCCUAUGAUGAGCUGGUUCCGGCCUCUCUGACCACCAAACAUGGAGGCUUCUACAUUAACACGGGCACCCUGCAGUUUCGAGCCGCAUCUGAUUCUGAAGGAGAGGAUACAGAGAAUAAUCACGUAAAGUUGAAAGAUGGAGAAGAGCGGGUGAUUAAAAAGCGGAAGAAAAAGCAAGAUGGUGCUGUUUUGGAGGAGAAGAAACCCAGGAAAAAUAAAGUACCAAAGCCCAGAGUGUCAUCAUUGAAUCGGCCCGAAAAGAAGAAGAGGAAGAAACUUAUGAAAGAUUCCCUCCACCUGGCUAACAUGCUGCGGCGCUUCACCAGGGAGAAGGAAGAGAUGCGAAAAAGGAACGUGGCUGGUGCUAAUAUGCCACGACCCCAAGCCAAAGUGCCCUGUGCUAACAGCGCCGUUGUCAACAGCCAACCAAAGGCUGCCAACGCCAACGACUGUAAUGUGGCGGACUUGACGUCCGACCCGGCUGUGAUGUCGCUACUAGGGUCGGCCAACAACGACGUGUUACAGGACAUGAUGGGUGAUCUGGACUUUGGGAUGCUGGACUCUCCGCAGCCCCCUAGUCCUUCUCAAGGGGAGAACGGUUCCUUCAGCACGGGUCUUAAGGCGGGUGCAGGCAGGGUUUCGCAGGGUAAUGUAGCGAGCCCGCCGUCGCUUCCCGCUGGUCUUCCAGGCCCUCUUUUAAAGCGCAUCGAAGACCUCAGAGCGGCUUCCCGUCAGUUUGACGAAGAGGGACGCAAAAAGUUCUUCACAAUGGACAUGAAUAACAUCCUCCUUGAUAUCGAUUUGCAGGUUCAGGAGCAGCCAGCAGAUGUUCGUUCAGUCGUGUACUCUCACUUGGAGGCCUUCGUUCCGUGUAAUAAAGAAGGUCUGCUCAAGCGCCUCAAGAAGCUGAGCCUGAACAUCCAGGACGACCGGCUCCGUACACCACUACUCAAGUUGAAGCUGGCAGUGUGCGGCGUGAUGCCAGAGCAAAUCGCUCGCUACAACAUGGACUGUAUUGCUAAGGUGGCAAAACACCAGUCUGAGGAAGGAGAAAAAAAUGGUUCUGAAGAUGAUGAUGAAGAGAAGCCAGGGAAGAGGGUGAUGGGGCCUCGGAAGAAGUUUGUCUGGGAUGACAAACUCAGGUCGCUGCUGUGCAGCUUGGUGCGGGUGAAGCUGAGCUGCUACGAGCUCGAGGGUAAAAGCACAUCUCCCGAAGAUUACCUCAAAGCCUUUAUGGAGACAGAGGUUAAACCCCUUUGGCCGAAAGGUUGGAUGCAGGGCAGGAUGCUGUUUAAAGAAAGCAUUAUGGCUCACGGUCACCUUACUGGCUACACAGCAAAGAAAAAGAUCAUCACAACACCCAAAGCCAAGCCAAAGGAGGCAGCGUGGGUUCAACGUUCCACACCCUCGGCAGGUGUCACUCCAUCCCCCGUCGGGCAGGUUGCUAAGCGACCAUCUCAGUCGCCGUCAGAACCCAUAUGCCUGGAUUCCCUAGAUGACGAUCUGGCAGUUCCCUCCCUGGACUCCAUCUCCCAGGCGCUUAUGAUCCUUGGCAACGCCGCCAAAGGCCUGGCACAAGGGGAAAACCCUCCAUCCCCAGAUAUACCCAAGAGUGUCACCAAUCCCCCCUCCACUCCUCAUGUCUCUCCUCUCAUCCAGCAGCAGCAGAAAAAGAACUUGGUCAGCACACCCACUUCCAGCAACUCCCGCUACACGUUUACCUCCUCAUCUCCCUCCACCCCUCUUUCUCGCCCGUCCUCGGUCACCUUCUCACCUGUGUCGUCAGUCAGGGUGGAUGCAAUGGGGGUUGUAAAAGGCCCAGGACAAGUGCACAGACACUCUGUGCUGAACACUCAGAGACCCGUAGGUGUCGCUGUGCCUAAAGUAAACUCCCCAGCAUCUGCUCCACCAGCUAAACCCCGCCCUCCACCCACCACGUCACCUCUCGCCCCUCCGGGGUCCAAGGUGGGGGUCUCCACCCCCCCUUCAAGCAUCAUCAAAUGCAGCAAUAAUAAAGGAGUCAACAGUAGCGACCCCAUCAUCAUUACGUCGCCUCCAUCUCGACCAACGGUUCACCCAUCAUCCGUGCACAUGAGCCCUAAAACCUUCCUGUCGACGCACUUGCCCCACAACCCGCAGAACAAAGCCUCACCUUCCGCCCAGUCUCAUCUGGGUGUUUCAACUACACAACAGUCAGGCUUCAUCACCCCCAUGCACGCUACUAUCACGAAAUCAAGUCACAGUGGCGUCACGCCAAUUGUUAAACUCACACCUCGCACCCUCAGCUCGGCCACCGUCACCCCGUCUCGCACCCUCAGCUCGGCCACCGUCACCCCGCCUCGCACCCUUAGCUCGGCCACCACCCCGCCUCGCACCCUCAGUUCGGCCACCACCCCGUGUCGCACUCUCAGCUCAGCCUCCACCACCCCAUCUCGCACUCUAAGCUCGACCUCCACCGCGUCUCGCAACCUUAGCUCGGCCGUCAGCGCCCCAUCCCGCCCCGCCAGCUCGGCCGUCAGCACCCCGUCCCGCCCCCUCAGCUCGGCCAUCACCGCCCCGUCCCGCCCCCUCAGCUCGGCCGUCACCGCCCCGUCCCGCUCCCUCAGCUCGGCCGUCACCGCCCCGUCCCGAACUCUCAGCUCGUCUGUCACGGCCCAGGUCACCCCCACCCCAUCUCGCACCCUCAACUCAGUCGUCACCACCUCGAGUUUGCUCACCACGCCCCAAAUCCCCAGAUCUCAGGCGACAUCCUCCUUACAGCAGUAUGCCUCUAAAAGCCCUGCAGGGUUCCGCCCACCGUUUUCAGGUGCCCAGGCAGCGGCAGCCAAGGUCAGUCAAGGUGCUUACGCUGCCCCAGGCAGCCAGAAGAGUCCAAUCAUCAUCAGCAACAGCAGCAACACAGCCAACAGUAGCCUUAUAAACACUUCAUCCAUCACCAAGCAUUCAGGAACUGGCACCCCUCCAUCGACACCCUCCGCCAACCCGGGCCAGCGCCAGAGGCCAGGGGGUUUGACGUCUCAGGGAGCCAAACCGGUGACGUCGGUCCCGUUGUCAUCGGUCCCAUUGUCACCGGCCUCUUCUCAGCUGCCACAGGUGUCGUCAGCGGGGAGUAGUGGCCUGCUCGCCUCUGGUCCGUCUCUUCCUCUAGGUUUCGGAAUGCUGGGCGGCCUCGUUCCGGUGUCGCUUCCCUUCCAGUUCCCCCCAUUGCUCAAUCUGCCCCCUUUGGGCACCAGUACAGCGCCCAGUAGCUCUGCUGCCAGUAGCAAUGCAUCUUUCUCAACCUUGACUCAGAAUCUGUAUAAGAGCCUCCAGUCGGGGUCUCAGGUUGCUCUGCCUCCUCACUUGCAGCUCGCUUUCUCAGAUGUUGGCCAAAGCCAGGGCGGAGACGCUAAAAGGAAGACAUUAUGAUGGCAGCAGGAGCCAGUUGAAGCAGAACAUUUUUGUCAACGGUUUUAACUUUCCCUGAAUUAUUUUCCAAAGGAAAAAACGAAACAUUUUGUAUACUUUUUAAAUCCGUUGCAACGAAACAAAAAUGACAAAUACAACGUGCCGACGUUUACAAGACAGACCUAUGUCACUGUGGACACGGACAAUGAAUGCGUGUGUUGAUAUAGGAGCAACAGUGUGCCUUCCGUAUGAUUUCCUCUGAUGCAUGGUCAGUGUCUACAUGGUGCUCUUUUAAAAAAAAAUUUAAAAACAUUUUAAAAACAAUGUAAUGAUCAUGAAUGACGUGUAAGAAAUGUAAAAUGCACAUAGCUGAAUUGGAGCUACCCCCUCAAGAUGAACACUUGCUUUUAUUAUACUUGAAUUCUUCAAUGAGUUCCAUUCUGUACAGUACUGAUACAUUUUAAUAAUAAAACAAAAUCCCUUCAUGUGAGUGUAAUUAUUGGAUGCAUCAUGUUUCCGUUAUCCAAUAAAAAUGCAUGCACACAACACAUCAUGGUCGAUGUUUAUUUUUUACUCUCGAUUUUGAUUUUUACCAUUCAAAAUUUGCCGUCCGCCAAGAUGUUGUGUCCUGACUCCUCCGCAUUCUCCUGUUUUGUGUCGCAGCGAGGAUGCCCGCUUUCAGGGUGCGCGCUGCUGUGGCGUGACACGUUGACAGUUACAGAUUUUGAGCGCUUCCGGUCUUCCCCGGAACAGUGCGUAACCUAUCAUCUGGACUGUCAGAUUCGUGAUACUGGCCGCAUCUGGCGCACUGACGUUUAGCGAGUGUAAUUGUUAUGUGAAUCUGGCAAGCCAAUGCCGGAACACUGGCACACAGUCACCUAUUGGAGUAGGGUUGCAAACUCCCAGUAUUCAAAAACAAAAUACAGGACGCGCUUUGUCCUGUAUAAUCAUGAAACUCGAAAACAGUUACUUAAUUGUAGAACAAAUACUGGUAUGGUGCUUUAUAAGAAUAUCUAGGGAAACGCAUUCCCCUCCCCUGCUUUUUGACCAGUGAGCUGACAGAACCAUGACAAUACGAAAUCACACUCAUCGAAUUGGUCGAGGUAGUGUCGCUAACAGAAGACAAGAGUGUGGGAGAUAAGUGGUUUGAGUGAAGCGGGAGUAAAAACCAUGUUCCAAAUGGUUUUCAUAUUUUUCAUCUGUGUACCCCAUUUUCACCAAUUGCAUUAUAUUUGGAGUGAUCAUUUGUGAAAAUGUUAUUGCUGAGGGGACAUUGAAUGCACCUAAAUUGUAAAUAAUAAAUAAAUACCUAAGAGUUUGCUUGCACACUUUAAAAACGAAAAAACACUCCCAAAAUAAAAAACAUAAAGGCUCAAGACUUUAAGUGUUAAACAAUUUUAAAUUUAGCAGGACAGCUUUAAUUCUACAACUCUUAACAAAAGUAUGGAAUCACCAGUCUCGGACAAGCAC
Messenger RNA from Corythoichthys intestinalis (scribbled pipefish), 5706 nucleotides. RefSeq names its product ubinuclein 2b (gene ubn2b). Gene Ontology annotation, biological process: chromatin organization. Gene Ontology annotation, cellular component: nucleus. Lineage: Eukaryota; Metazoa; Chordata; Actinopteri; Syngnathiformes; Syngnathidae. The transcript is spliced from 17 exons. Bases 319 to 4257 code for a protein of 1312 amino acids. The record is from RefSeq and is a predicted model, not a curated record.